AUGAUGCUGUUCAGGGUGCUUGAGUGGACCUGCUUUAUUCACCACACAAGCACCUUCCUAGUCAUUUACCUGCCCUGCCUUACCUUAGCAGCCCCGGAGAAGAGCCCUUUGGAAGAGACAGUCACGGGCAGCUUUGCUUCCUUCAUCCAUGGCAUUCGCCCUGAUCACCUCCCUGAUGUGGUCCGACAUCGGAGCAAGCGAAUGAUCCUCGACAGCAUUGGGGUGGGGCUGGUGGGUAGCACGACCCACGUAUUUGAGAUCGCGCUGCGGUAUGGCCAGGAAACUUACUCAUCCAGCCCCAUUAGCUCGGUCUAUGGAAGGAAAGGUUUGAAGGUGUCUCCUCCUCUGGCGGCGUUUGUCAAUGGCGUGGCGGCUCAUUCAAUGGACUUUGAUGACACUUGGCACCCAGCCACUCACCCAUCGGGGGCUGUUGUACCUGCUCUCCUGGCGGCCUCCCAGAUGUUGCCAGUGGCUUCCAGACCCAGCGGCCUUGACUUCCUCUUGGCUUUUAAUGUGGGCAUCGAGGUUCAAGGGAGGCUCCUGCACUUCUCUCAUGAAGCUCACAACAUUCCCAAGAGGUUCCACCCUCCUUCGGUAGUUGGCACAAUGGGCAGUGCUGCUGCCUCAGCCAAGCUCCUGUCCCUCAACGCAACCCAGUGUGGCCAUGCUUUGGCGAUUGCAGCUUCCCUGGCAGGGGCACCCAUGGCGAAUGCUGCCACCUCAGCCAAACCCUUGCAUAUUGGCAACGCCACUCGCCUGGGCCUAGAGGCAGCCCUCCUAGCAGCCCGUGGGCUGGAGGCCAAUCCGCUCAUCUUGGAUGAUGUCCCCGGCUGCGCGGGCUUCAGUGCUUUCUAUAGCGACUACCAGCCCAGGCCACUAAGCCUGCCAGCAAACAGCUUUGGAUUCCUUCUGGAGAGGCAGGACGUUGCGUUCAAGAGCUACCCGGCGCAUUUGGGAAUGCACUGGGUGGUGGAGGCAGCCCUUUCGGCCAGGAACCUUUUACUCAACAAUUCCGGCUCUCUCUCUCCCUCUGCGAUCCGCACCGUCAUCCUGAGAGUUCCAGUAUCCAAGUACAUCAACAGGCCCUUCCCUGCAUCUGAACACGAGGCCAGGCACUCGUUCCAGUUCAACGCCUGCUCGGCCCUCUUGGAUGGCCAACUGAACAUCUCUUCUUUCAGCGACGGCAACAUCUCCCGCCAGCAGCUAACGCAGCUGCUCUCCAAGGUGGUGGUGGAACACCCGGAGGACAACGUGGCCAACUUCGACAAGAUGUACGCGGAGGUGGUGCUGAUCCUACGGAAUGGAGACAUCCUGACCGGCCGAUGUGACACCUUCUAUGGGCAUUGGAGGAAACCCCUGAGCAGAGGAGCGCUCCUGAGGAAGUUUCGAUCCAAUGCAUCUCAAGUGCUUCCAGAAGACAAUGUGGACAGCGUUGUCAAAAUGGUGGACAACCUGGAACAUCUCUCAGAUAUUUCUUUCUUGGCUUCUUGCCUGUAA
Messenger RNA from Elgaria multicarinata webbii, 1497 nucleotides. Its product is annotated as cis-aconitate decarboxylase-like. Gene Ontology annotation, cellular component: mitochondrion. Gene Ontology annotation, molecular function: aconitate decarboxylase activity. NCBI's taxonomy places the organism in Eukaryota, Metazoa, Chordata, Lepidosauria, Squamata, Anguidae. Gene Ontology annotation, biological process: defense response. The coding region runs from base 1 to 1497 and encodes 498 amino acids. The record is from RefSeq and is a predicted model, not a curated record. The transcript has 4 exons.